Molecule: messenger RNA, 3642 nt
Organism: Thelazia callipaeda (thelaziosis nematode)
Lineage: Eukaryota; Metazoa; Nematoda; Chromadorea; Rhabditida; Thelaziidae
Source: the annotation of a GenBank genome assembly
AUGCCACAAAUGAUGGAAAAUUCGAGAAAAUCUCGAGAUUUACGCAUGAAUCUGAAAACCGAAGACGGUUUCGAAGAAGAUAGCCUGCAGUCUUUUAAGAGACAAAAAAGAGGCAUCGAACUUCAUGAUUGGCUGACAGAUGCGCAGAAGGAAUCUAUCAGAGAGAUGGAAGCUGCUGGAAAGUCAAAACUUGAAAUCAAAGAGAAGCUGUUAGAAAUGUACCACAAAAUGCCAGAUGAGACACGAAAAAAGUGGGAUGAAUUUUACAGGAAAAUAUGCAAUGCUUGGAUUGAAAAUGUUACGACUUCGGAAGAAAGGUCAGUACUUCAGAAGCUUAAGAAUGAAAAAGCAAUUGAUGAAUAUGAAGCCAAGAUUAGUGAAUACAAAACUCGGCUACCAGCACAAGAUAAAGAACGUUUCGAAUUGUGGAAAGAUGAAUGCCGUCAACUAAAUAAAGAGCAAGAAAGCCCACGUCAUAGAGCUCGACGCCAUAGCUGGAAAAAUUCUGAACUUGCUCAAAUCCUCACGAACGAGCAAAUUGCGAUACUAGAAGAUAUGCAAGCUGAUCAAGCCAGUGAAGAAGAUCUAGAAAAAAAGAAAAAUCAGUUGGUUUUUGAUACGCUUCUGGAGGAGUAUUUCAUCCGAUUACCUAAGGAGAAACAAGAAGUGCUAAGAUCUGUUAAAGUUUCAUUAGUUUCUUAUAUUGCAGAUAUUUGCGGUCAAAUGUGGAGAGAAAAAACUAUGACAUAUCGCCAGAAACGGAGUACUGACAAGGAGUACGAUGAAUGGAUUACGUGGAUGUCUCAUGAACAGAAAGAAGAAUUAGAUCAAAUGCGCGAAAGCGGAUCAAAUUUUGAAAAUUUGCAUCAAAAAAUCAACGAAUAUUUCGUCAAGCUUCCAAAAAAGAAACAGAUUGAACUUAUCAGCACUUAUAAAAGUAAAUGCAGGAAAUACUUCUUGGGUUUGGCAAAUGAAGAAGAAAUUGCGAAAAUCAACGCAACCAUUCAGGAUGAUGGGAGUCGUCAUGAAUAUCUUAAAAUCAUUGAAAGCAUAUUGAAUCGACAACCGACAGAUAUAAAAGAAAAGGCGGACAAAUUCUACAGGAUUUGUGAUGAUAUUUAUCACAAAAAGAUUUACCAAUCAAACCUAAAUAUUGAAGAGCUAAUUGAGAAGCAUCUUGCUUGGCUCACACCUGAACAGAAAACGGAAAUCAAGCAAAUGAAAUCAGAUGGUAAACCUCUCAAAGAAAUUAAACAAAAGUUGUUAUUGUACAUCAAAUCAAUGGGAGCUGAAAAACAGCAGCAUGUUAUUAAGAAAACAAAAGAAUCAUGCUAUGCUUGGCUUGACCAGGUGACCACUGCUGAGGAAAGAAGCGAACUCGAAAAUAUGCAUCAAACUGACCAUUCAGCUUGCAAGAAGAAGGUUCGUGAGUACAUUAAACGCCUACCAAUAGGAAAACAAGAAGAAGUAAACAAGGAUCUGACAGUUUGUGAAGAUAUUUGGUACAGUGAGCAUGAGCAUCAUCACGAAGAUCAUCACCACCAUAAACGUGUACGACACGAUGUCCAGGAAAAUGAUCAAUCUUCAAUUCAUGGUCGUCAUCGUCGGGAUCAUCACGAACAUACUUUGGAGCAGUACUUGGUGACAUAUUUGAAAUGGCUGAAUGAGGAUCAGAAAGCAGAAAUUAAGAAGAUGAAAGAGGAGGAGAAGCCUGUAGCAGAAAUACAAGCAAAAAUUUUUGGCUACUUGGAUAAUUUAGAUAGUGACUUAAAGUGUCGAGCAACUGAAUCAAUGUAUUAUGGAUGUAGAGAUUUUGUGCAUCAUAUUGUAGGAGACGAAAAAUACGAAGAAAUCAAGAAGAUGAAAGAAGCGAAUGCAAGUGGAGAUGAAAAAAUCAAAAAAGUAGAUGAAUUGUUCGCAGAAGUAACAGAUGAGAAGAAACGGGAAAAAAUCAACAAGUACUAUGAAGGAUGCAAAAAGGUGUUUAAGAUGAUGGCUGAACAGAAGAAGCAUAAACAUUAUGAACUGCAUAAUUUGGAGCAUUACUUUAAAACUCAGCUGAAUUGGCUAGGCAAGGAGAAGGAAGAUGAAAUCAGGAAGAUGCAUGAUGGAAACAAGACCAGAUCCGAAAUAGUUGAUAAAGUUUUAGAGUAUUACGAAGAAUUGAAAGGAAAGCAGAAGUUUGAAGUAACGCGUACUUUUGCUCAUGGCUGUCGACAUGCUCUCAAAGAUCUGAUUGGAGAGGAGAAGUAUGGAGAAUUCAAUAAAUUGCCAGAACCCAUGCAGAUAUCCUCGAAGAAUUUUCAAGAAAUGAAAGAGAAAGUAAAAAAAGUAAUUGCCGAAGUUUCAGAUGAGAAAAAGAAGGCACGCUUCGGUCAUUAUGAAUCAUUUUGUUUCAAAAUCGGCGAAAAUUGGUACAGUAUGCUUGAGGCUCAGCUACAAAAGCGCUCAUUAGAAGACUACUUCAAAAGUGAUCUCAGCUGGCUGUCUGAUGAGCAGAAAGAAACAAUAAUUCAAAUGCGUGAAAAUGGCACUACACGUGAAGAGAGAGAAGACAAAAUUGUGGAAUUUCUUGAGCAUUUGCAAAGUGACAGCCGACAAAAAGCCAUCGCACUGAUAAAAGGAGGAUGCUUCUCAGUUUGGGAACUUGUUUUAGGAAAGGAGAAAUCAGAAGUGCUGAAGAAAAUACAUAAUUCGAAAAAAAGUACUGCAUUGGAAGUUCGAGAGAAAUUUGACGAAUUUUUGGCAUCUGUAAAAGAUGAACGCAAACAAGAAAAAGCUAAAGAAUUCGGUAAAGUGUGUCAGAAAGCAAUGGAAUAUAAGGAUAAGUUCUUGAACCGUUCAUUAGACGAUUAUUUGCAGAAUCAGUUGAAAUGGCUUUCUGAUGAGCAGAAACAGGAACUGAGGCGGAUGAAUGAAGAAGGAGAAUCAAAAAAGACAAUAACUGAUAAAAUCAUGCAAUUUUACCGUGAAAUCGAUGAUUCGUCGAAGAAAGAAGCCACGGAAGUGUUAAAGGAUACCUGCGUAGAAAUAGCCAAAUACGUUGUCGGUGAAGAUAAAGCAAAUGAGCUCGAAAGUAUGGAUAAAUCUGGAAAGUCAUUUGCUGAAAUUCAACAAAAGUUGAAAGAAUUUGCAAAAGAAAUCAGUGAUGAACCAACAAAAGAGUAUUUGGAGAUUUAUGAAAAAGGUUGCGAGGAGGUCUAUCGUGUAAGCAGACAACUGGAAGAACGGAAACAGGCGGAUGACGUUGAUGACAAAGAGCAUUCCUUGCAAAGUUACUUCAAAACUCAUCUGAAAUGGCUAAAUAAGGAGCAACAAGACGAACUGCUUGGAAUGAAGAACCAAGGUAAAAGCCGAGAAGAAAUCAGAUUAAAAAUUUUUGACUAUAUCAAAGAUGCCAAGAAUGACACAAAAGAAUUAGCGCUAAAAUCGUUGACAGUUGCUUGCAAUGAAAUGUUCAAGAGAUUCGGUGGUGAAGAAAGAGCCAAAGAAAUUCAAGAAUUGAUGAGCAGUCAUGCAAACUCCGAAGAAGUCAAUCAGAAGAUCAAGGAACUUGUUGACUUGGUAAAAGAUGAAUCCGAGAAGGAUCUUGCUGAAGCUUAUGGAACUGCAUGUCAACAGUUAUAUACCAUCAAAACAUGA